UCGACCCUCCUGCAAACUCACACCACCUUCUGGCUUACCCUAUCGCCCUCCACCCCCCAUCCCCCGCUCUCCCCACUCCCAACACACACCCUCCCCAGCGCACGUCUCUGGUUUGCUAGUUUCUAUUUAACCCCCCUCCCUUACUCUCUCGCUCUCUCUCUCUCGCUCACUCCCUCUCUCUCACUCCUCCCCUUAUUCCCUCAAAGCCAGCAGGCUGCUUUUCGAUCCAGACCGCUUGCUACAUGAUCUCCUUGAAAACACCGUUGCGCAUCUCUCUCGCCGCUCGAUGGCUUAGCCUUUGUAGACUACUCAACAAGAGGAAGAGAGAUGCCAGCGCCAGGACAUUGACUCCUUUCUUUCUUCUGCUUCCCCCUCCCCUUCCUUAAUCUCCCACCCCUUGAUCUCUACCCCCUCCCCUGUGCCCUCUCCUGUCCUGUCCUGUACCUCCUUCCUCCCAACCUCCUCCUCCCCUACCUAAACCCCUGCUCUCCCUCUCACCUCGCACCCCCUUGACAAUGUUACCAUGCAUUAACUGGCUUCAGCCUUUCCUUGCCUUGCUUUCCUCCACCUUGCUGACUCGGGGCCACAACUGUCCGUCCAGCUGCCUGUGUCCGGACCACCACACUGUGGACUGCCAGGGCCAAGGUCUCACCAGCCUCCCUAGCCCCAUCCCCCUGGACGUCCGGCGCCUCCUUCUCUCCGACAACUGGAUUCCCUGGAUCCCCUCGGACUUCCUGGUUCUGUACAGCGACCUGGUCUACCUGGACCUGAGGAAUAACUCCCUGUCGGUGCUGGAGCCCGGCACCCUCAGCACCUCAUCUCGCCUAGUCUUCCUGGACCUGGGCAGCAACAACCUGACAGAGAUCCAGUCAGGGACCUUUGUGGAGUCCCGGAGCCUGAUCAAGCUGCGUCUGGGGAACAACCCCUACCUUAGCCUGGUGGAAGAGGAUGCUUUCCUGGGGCUGACCUCGCUGCGGGAGCUGGAGCUGGAAAGGAACGGCCUGCAGGGGCUGGAUGUGGGGGUGCUGGAGCCCCUAACCUCACUCCGGGUGGUGCGCCUGGAGGGCAACCCCUGGGUGUGCAACUGUCACUUUGCCAAACUUUUUGUGUGGCUCACGGAGAACUGCCACAAGCUUCCAAUGGGUAUGGAGGGGUUGCAGUGUUCCCUCCCCAUGGAUGGGAGUCUUAUGUCCCUGAGCCUGCUCUCUGAGGCCAGUUUCCGGGAGUGCCGGGGCUACCUCUCUCUUACGGACAUCCUCAUUGUCAUCUUCUCGGGCAUCUCAGUCUCUGUGGUGGCCAUUAUAGCCAGCUUCUUCCUGGCCUCCAUGGUCCACUGCUUUCAGCGACUGGGCAAAGCUGGUCAGGCGGAAGAGGAGGAGGGCAACGACUGAGGUGAAGAAAAAGCAUGAUCUGGGACCAGAUUCAGUAUCACUGCAGACAUAGCAGACCCGACUAGGUGCCUCGUAAGAGUGCCAGGAAGAAGGGCAGGACAAUGGGAGAGCAAGGCAUGGACAACGAGGAGGGAGUAUAUGGCCAAGGAAUUGUGCAAGAAAGCUCUUACCAUGUGAAUUCCUGUGCGCUGCAUUGGUGGCAGUCAGCAGCACACCAGGAGGGGUUAAACCAUGUCAGGAAAGAUUGUGUUAAAUAACCUUGAAUGAUACACGUUUUCUUAUCACUGAAGUACCAAAUGUGCUACACUCUUAGAAAAAAGGGUUGGAAAAGGGUUCUUCAGGCUGUCCCCAUUGGAUAACCCUUUUUUGGUUCCAGGUAAAAUCCUCUGUGGAAAGAGUUUUUACGUGGAACCCAAAAGAGUUCUA
Molecule: messenger RNA, 1817 nt
Organism: Oncorhynchus gorbuscha (pink salmon)
Lineage: Eukaryota; Metazoa; Chordata; Actinopteri; Salmoniformes; Salmonidae
Product: leucine-rich repeat-containing protein 38-like
Exons: 2
Coding region: 516-1391 (291 amino acids)
Cellular component (GO): voltage-gated potassium channel complex
Molecular function (GO): transmembrane transporter binding; potassium channel activator activity; voltage-gated potassium channel activity
Source: RefSeq, a predicted model, not a curated record